UGAUCCCUCCAUCUGGGGAACAGGAGACUGCAGAGCCCCUCCUGAAAGCCCUUCCACCUUUCCAGGAGUGUUUUCAAGUCUCCUGGAUCAGCCUGGUGAGAGCAGACACAGCAUGGAUGCCCCAUGAGGAAGGAAGGCUGUCUCCACUGUUUUGUUUGACCCCCCAGAGCUCUUCCACUCUCCUGUGAGAAGCAAGGGAUUGCUUCACUUUUUCUUACAGGCAGAUGAAGGAAGUUAGGCCCAGAGAGACCAGGGGAUAUGCUCUGGACCCCGUAGCCAGAGGACUACAGACCUGGAGUCUGGUCCCAGGCCCAUCCCACGGUGCUGUCCUGGCUCAGGCUUCCCCCAGGAUGCCAGCCUUUCUUGCCAGGAGGUCUCUAGACCCAAGGGUCUCUAGAUGCUCUGGGGCCUCCUCGGUACACUUUGGCAGAAGCUGUGUGGCUUCUGUAAGAGUUUUCCAGAGCCAGGAAUCAGUUCAGCAUCCCGGAAGAGGGGUGUCCAGGUCUUAAGGUAACCUGCCUGUGCAGAGGCGGCCUGGGCACAGGCAGCAGGGAGGGGGACUUGUGGCAGCUGGUAGCUGCACCCCUCAUGGCUUCCACAGGGCCCUGUAGGUGCCAGAUCCCUCCAGUGGAGAGACUGUCGACUAGUGCUGGAGUUCUCAGCCCUGCAGGAGCCAGGACAAACAUGCUAGGGUCUGAGCUUGGAAGACCAGCCUGUCUAAGAGCCAGGGUAGAUGGAAGAGAGAGUGGGACAGCUGCUUCAAGUGCUGGGCUCUCUCACUGUCUCCCUUCAUGCUGGGCUAUAGUUUCGUGGGCUAGGGUCUCCCCUGAGUACAGAGGUUCCAGCCAUUCACCCAUGUUCUGGUAAUAGCCCAAAUAUAGAGUCCUGGGAGGGGCUCAGGACCGCUGGGAAGGGAGCCAGGCCUGCCAUGAGCCUGGCUGAGCAAAAGGAAUGUGAGCCUUGUAGGGGCUGUAGUGGGGGCCUGGCCCAAGAUCUUCCCAGUCGGUUUUUGAAUGCAUAGCUCUGUUGGCUGCACGCUCCCUGCACAGGGCCUAGGGACAAAGGUCCUGCCCAUGGAGCCCUACCCUGGUCCAGGUCCUACCCUGGGAGGCCCUCAUUUCCCCAUCCAGCUAUUUUAACUCCUCCCCCAUGUCCCCACACCUCCCUGUAGGCCAGGACUUGGAAGGAGCCUUGCAAACCCCUUCAGUUCUCAGGGGUACCUGCUCCCCAGCUGCCCUCCUUCGGCUCUUUCAGAGCUCUGUGCCAGCUGGGCCCUGCUGGAAGAGACACAAGCAGGCCCGAGGACAGAGUCAUCCUGUGCCCCAUCCCUCUCUCAGACCAAUUAACCUUUAGAACUGCAUUAAGGAAAUUAGGCAGCAAACUCCCCAGCUAACAGACAGGCCCUGCGGGGACUGGACGGAGGAGGAGGAGGAGGGAGCCCACUGGCCCUGCGCACUGCAGCCUGUGGGCGUGCCGAUGCUCUCCGUUCAGCCCAAAGGGAAGCAGAAGGGUUGCGCGGGCUGUAACCGCAAGAUCAAGGACCGCUAUCUGCUGAAGGCAUUGGACAAGUACUGGCACGAAGACUGCCUCAAGUGUGCCUGCUGUGACUGUCGCCUGGGCGAGGUGGGCUCCACCCUCUACACCAAGGCCAACCUCAUCCUGUGCCGACGCGACUACCUGAGGCUCUUUGGUACUACAGGGAACUGUGCUGCUUGCAGCAAGCUGAUCCCAGCCUUCGAGAUGGUGAUGCGGGCCCGGGAUAACGUGUAUCACCUCGACUGCUUCGCCUGCCAGCUCUGCAACCAGAGAUUUUGUGUGGGAGACAAAUUCUUCCUGAAGAACAACAUGAUCUUGUGUCAGAUGGACUAUGAGGAGGGGCAGCUCAAUGGCACCUUUGAAUCCCAAGUUCAGUAACACCCGGCGCCUGGCCUCCAGGCCCGUCUGUCCAUCUGCCCGCCUGCCCACCCGCCUGGCCGGCCAGCCAGCCACUCUGCCAGUGCAGGCUGGCCAGCCACUCUCCUGCCACAUUAGAACUUCUCCAUCCUCGAUGGGAGGGACGGCCCUUCCUCCUCCACCACCGCCCGUCUGUGUAUGACCCCUCCUGGGGCCAGGCUGGGCCUGUACAGUCUGUCUUCUGUAUAUAAAUGGGAACAUUUAUUUUAUGAGAAAUGUAAUGCGAUUUUAUUACUGGCGUGGAUUAAACUUAUGAAUGUUUCCGGGAGGUUA
This is a messenger RNA of Chlorocebus sabaeus (green monkey), 2226 nucleotides long. NCBI's taxonomy places the organism in Eukaryota, Metazoa, Chordata, Mammalia, Primates, Cercopithecidae. The record is from RefSeq and is a predicted model, not a curated record.